AAUCCAUUGACAUUCUCACGUUCUAAGCUUAAUUUCAGUUUCUUGUUUUUCCCCUCCUUUUGAAACAGCUGAGAGCUGAUGUUGUACCCAAGACUGCUGAGAACUUCCGUGCUUUGUGCACUGGUGAGAAGGGUUUUGGCUACAAGGGCUCUGGCUUUCAUCGUGUCAUCCCCAAAUUCAUGUGCCAGGGUGGCGACUUCACCGAUCAUAAUGGAACCGGUGGAAAGUCUAUCUACGGCAACAAGUUUGCAGAUGAGAACUUCACCCUGAAGCAUGGAGGGAAGGGAACCCUGUCCAUGGCCAACGCCGGACCGAACACCAACGGCUCCCAGUUCUUCAUCUGCACCGCUGAUACUACUUGGCUCGAUGGCAAACACGUUGUGUUCGGGAAAGUGGUAGAAGGAUUGAGCGUAGUGGAUGCCAUGGAGGCUAAAGGAAGCAGCAGCGGGAAAUGCUCUGCCAAGGUCAUGAUUGCCGAUUGUGGCCAACUUUAAUUGUUUCUUACUCCCUUUUCCCAUUCCAACCAUGCACAUUCCUUACUAUAUAGUGUUUUUUUUUUUUUUAUUGCCAUUCCUAAAUGAGAUG
Messenger RNA from Sinocyclocheilus grahami, 585 nucleotides. Its product is annotated as peptidyl-prolyl cis-trans isomerase A-like. Bases 180 to 494 code for a protein of 104 amino acids. Gene Ontology annotation, cellular component: cytoplasm. The transcript is spliced from 4 exons. Gene Ontology annotation, biological process: protein folding; response to hypoxia; protein peptidyl-prolyl isomerization. Lineage: Eukaryota; Metazoa; Chordata; Actinopteri; Cypriniformes; Cyprinidae. Gene Ontology annotation, molecular function: peptidyl-prolyl cis-trans isomerase activity; cyclosporin A binding. The record is from RefSeq and is a predicted model, not a curated record.